Molecule: messenger RNA, 355 nt
Organism: Notodromas monacha
Lineage: Eukaryota; Metazoa; Arthropoda; Ostracoda; Podocopida; Cyprididae
Source: the annotation of a GenBank genome assembly
GAGGAGAAAAAUGACAGGCAGUACGGAAAGAGUCUGCAUGGAUUCUUGCAGUUCCGAAGCGUCGUUGAGCAAGUUGUCUCGACGGAAUUCCCAGAGCUCUGCCAAGUCCAUGUCCCUGGAUCUUUCCUUUGACGACGAAGAAGAAAGCGGUGACGUGUAUCCGGGUUGUUACAAGCACUGCUACUGGGUUUACGUCGGGGAGAAGCGAAGAGUGGAUGAAGACUCGGAGGAAUUACUUGAUCCUGACAACGAACUAGAGAGUCAGCUCGGGGGAGAUGACAAAAAGUCCAGUCUGGAAGAAAUUAGCAGUGAAGCCAAAACUUUAGGAUACCCCUUUCGCGGGAAUCGGUUUUAA